AUGUGUUACAGGCAGUUUGAACAUUGCAACACAGGUACUAAUAUGUUUGUUGAAUCGUUUCAUAACAAACUGAAAACAUUCUUUAUGGAAAGAAGACCGAAUAAAAGAAUUGACGACCUCAUCAAUUUGCUGCUAACCAUUGAAGAAGAGGACUAUUGGCGUAGAAAGAGAAGCCUGACUUAUUACGGAAAUUUAAAAAAUAUUUCUAUUGAGGACUCAAGGCAUACCAAAGGUUUAAACAUAUCAGACGCUAAAGUGGAAAAGCUGUCAGAAAGUGAAUGGACAGUACAGUCCCAAAGUCGCGAUGGAUGUCAGUACAACGUGAGGAUGCUGGAAAACAAAUGCACCGACAACGAUUGCUUGGAUAGAUGCCUGGAGCUACCAUGCUUUGGAUUGUGCGCUCAUUUAUAUUCCUGCAAUUGUCUGGACACAGAAUUGAUAUGCAAACAUAUUCAUAAAGUCCAUUCACUACUGGUAGCAAUAUAUACAUCUGACGUCAAGACCGCUAAAGUUCCAACUGCGUUAUCAACGGAGGACGAGGAAUUCGCUUUUGUGGAACCUAUCGCAACAACUCCACAAAAAAUAGGAAGAUCUGAAAUUGAGAAAUAUGAAGAGAGCAUAGUGAAAUUAGGAGAACUCGUUCACAACCCUGUUGUUGCAUCAUUACGCUCACCCAACAUCAACAAACAACUGCAAGACAUUAUUACGCAGUGCAAAGCUGUAGCAAUGCUUUCCGCUGAUUCCGUUGACUCUAUGGCUGCUUUAACACCUAUUUACAGCAAAACAGAACGGGAAAUUAGUCCUAAUGAAAAUCUCGACACACAGUUGCGUCCUGGGCGUUUUGAAAAGACCAAAAAGGUUCCACUAAAGCGAAGAAGUAAUUAUUCAUAUCCGUCUUACGAGAAAAAACAGAUUAUUGUGGAUGGCAUUAAAUCUAACACCUACAUGAAUGUAGCUACAGUUGUUCCAGCACCAUUGGAAAAACAAAAACCUACCGUUCAAUCAUCUAAAAACAUCAAGGAACGGAAAAAAAAAUCAACCUCCAACAAAAGCAUCGGCUUGUCAACAAUUGUCGUUAAAAAUAAUUCCCCUAACCCUAAUGUGACACCCAGGGUGUUGGGAUUUGACGAUAUGCGAUUACCAUUGCUGAAGUUUGAUUGUGUCACAAUUACGUUUUUUUCAUUGCUGUCUUUGGAGGUCACAUUCACUGAAUCUGAACUGCGCGAACUCAAGAAUGUCGAACGUGGUUUAGACCUGGUUGGCUACAAGAUGAGAUCAUUACAGCUUAUUUGUUUCACCUACGCUGUAAAAACACCGACAUGAUAUAUCUUGAUCCGGCAGAGGUACUUGCUAUAGAUCGCUUCAAGUCUAUCAGAGGCUUAUUUUCAAAAAUCGACUUAGAUAAUAUCAAGUACGUGCUUAUACCAUACAACGACGGCGGCACACAUUGGAUUUUGACA
Molecule: messenger RNA, 1460 nt
Organism: Hydractinia symbiolongicarpus
Lineage: Eukaryota; Metazoa; Cnidaria; Hydrozoa; Anthoathecata; Hydractiniidae
Exons: 2
Coding region: 1-1323 (440 amino acids)
Source: RefSeq, a predicted model, not a curated record